Messenger RNA from Quercus robur (English oak), 2573 nucleotides. Its product is annotated as protein FAR1-RELATED SEQUENCE 5-like. The coding region runs from base 487 to 1230 and encodes 247 amino acids. The record is from RefSeq and is a predicted model, not a curated record. The transcript has 3 exons. NCBI's taxonomy places the organism in Eukaryota, Viridiplantae, Streptophyta, Magnoliopsida, Fagales, Fagaceae.
GACACAAAAAUUGUGUCCCUAGAUUUUCUCAAAUCAUUCUGAGUGACUGAAGUCUGAAACCUUAAAAUUAAACGUACAUAGGAUUCUGAUUAUUUGUGCAGGUUCCCAUUUAUUCAUUAUUAACUGUACUUAAGUUGUUUUUUGAGGUUGUGCAAGUACUUAACCGACCCUACAAAUAGUCAUCGCAGAAGGACCAAAAUAUGUCAACCCCUUUUCUGUGAUGCUUCCACUUCCACUCUGCUUCAACUUGGAGCUCAACACUGAAAAGUACCUUGCCAAAUUCAAACCCCCACUGAGCUAGCGCACCAAAUCUAUCUACUCCUGUGGUUUCCAAUAUUUUCAUUCUCAUUUUCUACUUCUUACUGUUACUGAAAGUGUUUGCUACACUUGGAAGAUGGAUUUAGAAGUUGGAACCUCACAUUCUUGAUCUUUUACAUCGAAAUGUGGCGCCUUUUGCCUUGAAGAAAUCAAACUCAGUGGUUGAUAAUGGCAAGCCCCUCUGGUCAUGGAUAUAAAUCAAACAGAAAUUACAGGCAGUGGCUAACUGAAACUUUUGAUGGUCAUGAAACAGCAGAUGAUGAGUUAUCAGAUAAUCUGGAUGGAAAUGAUAACAUAAUUCAACCAUCUCUUCAGGCUUUUUCUUUAACUUCAGAACCUUUAGAACCAUUUAUUGGCAUGGAGUUUGAAUCAGCCGAGGAUGCUAGAGAAUUUUAUGAGAUGUAUGGUAGGCGUAUGGGAUUUACCAUACGAAAUAAUCGUACACGCCGUUCACUUAAAGAUAAUUCAAUAAUUGGUCGGGAAUUUGUUUGCUCAAAAGAAGGUUUUCGUUUAAAAAAGUAUGAAAAUAGAGAAAAAAGAGCUCUUCCAUCACGUCCAGCCACUAGAGAGGGAUGCAAUGCAAUGAUGAGGAUAGCUGCAAAGGAUGGGGGAAAGUGGGCUGUAUAUGGUUUUGUGCAAGAACAUAAUCAUGAGCUGAAUCCUAGCAAAAUUCCACCUCGAAGAUCACAUAGAUUAGCAUUCAGUGAGGAUGAGAAAGAUUUAAAAAUCCGGGAACUAACCACAGAGCUUCAUCGUGAGAAAAAGAAAUCUGCAGCUUAUCAGCAGCAACUACAGUUGGUUUUGAAAUAUGUUGAGGAGUAUACUCAGAGGCUGUCAUUAAAAAUUGAAGUGGUUGAAAACAAUAUGACAGAACUUGAAUCUGAGGAGCAAGACAGUGCACAAUCUGACUAGAGUAAUAUUUGAACCAUAUCUAUUGUUAAACAUGACCUGCAUAUACUUUCUCUUAUUAAAUGGAUAAGUUCCUUUGACAACUUCAGAUUCUCUUUAAAUAGAUCUUUCUGCCUCUAGGGCUGGCUGGCUAGCGGCUACAUUCUAGUAAGGUCUGCGGAAGUUAUUUUAUAAUGCUUUCCAGGCAAGCUUAUGAUUCACCUAUGAACCUUUUUCUUAAUAGUAAACUUUAUAGAGCAGUUAUUGUAUGUUCUUGUAAGCAUUCUAAUAGUAGAUGUGCUUCCAUUACUCAAUGCAUUUUUUGUGCAAGAUCUUGGUGCCACCCUAAUGUUGCAGAUUGUUUUUGUUCUUGAGGUUCGGGCAUCAAUAACAUUUAAAAAAUAUAAAGCUUAAGAAGACUUCCCCUUGGUCCCCCUAUCAAAUGCUCCAGAAAAGUACAUGUCCAAGCAUUAUGUUUUUACAAUAGCUUCAAUGGUUCGGAUAAGGCUGUGUUGAGUUUUAAGCUGAAAAGAGAUCCCGUAUUUAUCUGAAUUCUGAGAUUAAAAUUAUCAGAUUGAGUAAUUUUUUGAGAUUUGUAUUGUCCCAUUUUUCUUUUAAUAAUUUGUGUAGAGUGAUGGACACACAUCUUAUUAAGUUUCAGACUUCUAGACAUUGAAUUUCUGGAAUGACCAGUAGCAAUCAUUUUGGCAACUGGCACCAGUUGUUUUCUUGAAGUUGCUUGUAUGAAUCACAAGGUUGCUUUUUUAUAUUCCUUCUUGCAGUCAACUGCAUGAUUCAUAUAUAUGCAAAUUUUAAUUUCAGGUAGAUUCUUGUUUCCUGUUCAGUAUGUUUUCAUUUGGGUAUUGGAUAAUUUUUACACCAGAUAUAUUUCAGGCAAGUACUUAUCUGUGCAGACUGCUGAAUUGCUGAUGCAUACUAUGGCGAGCAUGAUUAGAUCUUCGUACUAAUGGGAUCCCAGUUCUAAGAAUAUAUGUUAAAUGCAUAUUGAUGCACUCCUUCACAUCCUUUCUAGCUUCCACAGGUAGUAGCUUCUCAGCUAUGGAUGCAUUGUCAUUGCGGUACCAGCUGAUGGCUCUAAUCCAAGACUCUUGAGAUGACUUAGGUGUGAUGUGCCAGAAUAGAACAAUGGAAGGCAUUUUGUACAUUUUCAUCCAUGCGGGUGCAUGACUUCCGCUUUCUCUUUUCUUAUUCAUUUUCUUUUUCCAUUGUUUGCUUUCUCCACACCUGCAAUAGAAGAACAUAAACUCGAUGAACAGCAGAGUCUGCUGGUUGUGGAUCCCCUGAGCAUUUGCGUCGAGAAACUUGUGUUUCUGUAAUUCUUGAGUUGUAUACUUCAUUUUACCUCA